Messenger RNA from Aspergillus aculeatus ATCC 16872, 1158 nucleotides. RefSeq lists its product as uncharacterized. The transcript is spliced from 5 exons. Bases 1 to 1158 code for a protein of 385 amino acids. The record is from RefSeq and is a predicted model, not a curated record. Lineage: Eukaryota; Fungi; Ascomycota; Eurotiomycetes; Eurotiales; Aspergillaceae.
AUGUCUGGCGCCACUGGGAGUAGCAAGAGGGCAAGAGACGAAGAUCUCGAGGAGGGUCGCCCCGCGGUGGAGAAGGUGGCUGUAUGUGUGAUCGAUGUCGUCAGCGGAAGCGAGCGGAGACUGGAGUACAUCACGAACAAGCUUGAUCACCUCGCAGAGGUCGUUGGUCGACUGAGCCAUGAGCACUCCAGCCAUCCAACCCUUGUAGGAUUGCGUUUGCCAUUGCAGCCCUCACUACACCAACCCAGUCAGUCAUAUUUCUCUGCUCCUACACUCGCGGAAGGAAUCGAAUCCACCCUUUUCGCCCAUGUGAUCUUCACUGCCAAAUGCCCCCAAGCGGCAGUGAUGGACCCCCACCUCCCUCCUAGCAAUGUCCCCGAAUUGACUGCCGCGCUGAAUAGCCUAUGGAGCACGAUAGCUGCACAGAAGCAACAGAAUCAAACCCUGGAAUCCUCGCAGCCAUUUGCUAAGGUGCUUCCCCAAAGCUUGACCUCAGACUUCAAAGACCUGCCGAUCCCCUCCCUAGACCGGAUCAUGGCAUGCUUGAGACUCGCUUACGAGUGUUCGCCCAGCCAGCUCUAUUGGCCCUUCGAGUUCGGAUCCCUGGGCGACUUCACCCACUACGUGACCCGAGUGUGCUCGCCGGGCCCGAUCACGGAGAUGGAGCUGAUCAUUGUGCACUACGUGCUUGCCUGGCUGUUCACCGAAUGCGCGAACCUCACGGGAGGCGACCCCCUGCUCAAGCAGGAUUACGAGGUCCAGGCCCUCAUCUGCCGACAGAGUCUGGAAACACUCCUUGGUAGUCUGUCCUUUCAUGUAGCCACGAGCUUGGACGCUGUGUGUGCUAUGUACAUGGCUACAAUUCACUGUCUCCAGCACGGCAAACCCGUCACCGCGUGGUCAUUCAUCACCCGGGCUUCACUCAUCAGCCAGGCCCGUCGGAUGGAGCGGAUGACCCGGUACACGCGGUGUCGGAAGUAUGGCCGGGUUUUUCGGGCCUUGUAUGAUGUUGCUGCUGUGUUUGUUAAGACGCGAGAUCAAGGGAGGAUGGAGGUGUAUGGUGGGGAGAUGGGGGUUGGGGUUGCUGAGGGAGGGGAGUUGGAGGGGCUGGGGGAUCUGGAUGCAUUCUUGAAUUGGAGUGGGGGUGGAUGGAAGUGA